GUUCGAACUCGCGAAGUGGACCCGAGUCCAAACGCGUAGUCUGUUCGCCUCACUCGCGCCGCUCUAGUCAGAAGAGGGGGAAUGCGGCGGCCACGGGGACCGGCGGCGGCCGGAGGUAAGGGCCGGGAGAAGGCGCCACCGGGGUCGGCGGUUGUGGUGGGAGUGAAGGACGCCGAUGGGGUGCCGGCGGUGAUCGCUGUCGACGGGAAGGGCGGGGCGCCGGUGCAAGGGGUUCUGUUUGUCGCGGAGUCCGGAUGCGGGGAGAAGGCGCCACUAGAUGCUGGGACUGCGGUGGGCGGGAAGGACGCCGAAGGGGUUGCGGUUAUCGCCGUCGGCGUGAAGGACGGGGCGUCAGCGCAAGGGGAUCCGGUGGUCCCCGCUGUUGACCGGGAGGUUGAUAAACCGAUGGGGAAAGGUGGGGUGGCGGAGAAGGAUGAGGAGGGAAUCAAGUGGCUGAAGCAUUACUCCUCGAUGCAAAGUAUCCUGAUCGUCGGAGACGGAGACUUCUCGUUCUCUCUGUCGCUCGCCACCGCGUUUGGCUCCGGCCAGAACCUCGUCGCGACAUCCCUCGACACCUACGAGGAUCUGACUAAGAAGUAUGUGAAAGCUGAAUCAAAUGUAACAGAGCUGAAAAGUUUGGGGGCCGCAGUUUUGCAUGGUGUUGAUGCAAAAGAGAUGAAGCUCCAUCCAUUUCUGAAGAUGAGACGGUUCGAUCGAAUUGUCUUUAAUUUUCCUCAUGCCGGGUUUGAUGGAAAAGAGGACGAUCUACAUAUGAUCAACAAACAUAAGCAACUGGUGAAUGGCUUUUUUUGCAAUGCGCGACACCUGCUUCGGCCCUAUGGUGAAACCCACCUUAGCCACAAGACAGGGCUUCCUUAUGAUGCAUGGGAUAUCGAACAACUAGCCUACCAGUCUUGUUUUACUAUGGUGGAGAAAGUUGACUUCUGUAAACAAGACUACCCUGGUUAUAACCAAAAGAGAGGAGAUAAGGCAAAGUGCGAUCAACCUUUUGCUCUAGGUCCUUGCUGCACUUUUAAGUUCUGCAUCGGAGACGUAAAGAAGCUGAAGAAAGUGCGUGCAAACAGGAUUGAUUCAAUUCCAUCCCUUGGAGGCAGUGGAUCCUAUCCUGGCAUAUUGGUGACCGACAUGAGGCCCUCUGAUCUUCAUCCACCUGCUCCAGCAUGGCCUCGGCCACAUUUUCCUCCAGUCAACGCACUUCACAUUCCGAUAGCAUUUGAACCUUACCACCUUGGUGUUAAUCAAAUGGAACAUCCAGGUUUUCCAGUCAACUUUUAUGGUACAGAUAGAGCUCCUCAUUUUAAUAGCUGGGGCAUGGUCCGGCCAGUUUGCAGCAUCCCAGGGUCACCUCAGAAUGUUUUGCUCACGCCAGGCGGCAUUCCUCCACCAAUGAGAAUCCCAAACACCACUCUCAUUGCACCUCCAGAACAUCCCUGGUACCAAGAGGGGCCUCCUGUUGAGCUGCUUCGUAGAGGUGGGUACUCUUUCCCAGAACGGGAGUACCAGAGGAGUCUACAAAGGGAGUAUGAAAUUCACAGGCAACUGAUGCCCGGAGGAUCUAGCUUGGGUUACUCUGUUUUCCUUGAACAUCGCUACAUGGAGUCUGUUCAGAGACGGGAGCGGCUGGAAAUGUUGAUUAACUUCUACGGUAAACAGUGAAGGGCCAUUUUGGGGGCGUAUCAUGUGUCUCUGGUGCAAAAGGAUCACUAGAACAGAGGAACUUGACCUUCCAAGACAAUGCUUCGUUAGAUAGAUAUAUGGUGUUUUGUGUUCAAGAUGUACAGGUAGGGUCGUUUUGUGUGGUGAACACUAACCACCGAGUCCGCAACAUCACAACGAAUGGUGUUUACUCUUAUCUAAAACUAUAGGCAGCCAAGCCUCAUUUUGCAAUGGAGCUGUCUUUUGGGACUUGAAA
Messenger RNA from Brachypodium distachyon (stiff brome), 1933 nucleotides. RefSeq lists its product as uncharacterized. The record is from RefSeq and is a predicted model, not a curated record. Gene Ontology annotation, biological process: rRNA base methylation. Gene Ontology annotation, molecular function: rRNA (uridine-N3-)-methyltransferase activity. The transcript has 3 exons. Gene Ontology annotation, cellular component: cytoplasm. NCBI's taxonomy places the organism in Eukaryota, Viridiplantae, Streptophyta, Magnoliopsida, Poales, Poaceae. Bases 82 to 1677 code for a protein of 531 amino acids.